UUUUAAAACGGAUGAAAUAUAAGCUCUUCAGGUUUUAGUUAAAACUCAUAUCAAGCUCCAAUGUCAGCGAUCGCGGCGCCUUCAAUGUCUCCUCUGUUCAUCUUCAUCUUCAUCUUCUCCUUCAUAACCCUUUUCACUAUCUCGUCCUGUUCCCACGACGAUCUCGUCUCCGAUCUCAUCUCCCUCCAAUCCCAAUCAGAAUCCGGCGUAAUCCGUCUCAAUGACCGACUCCUUUCUCGAUUCAUCACCUCCUCCAAACCCCCCCGGGCUUUCUCCCUCCUUAUCUUCUUCGAUGCAAAUCAGCUCCGCGACAAGUCAGAACUCAAUCUCAAAGUCCUGAGAAACGAAUUCGCUCUCCUAGCUUCUUCCUUCAUUACUAACAAUAAAGAAAACCCAUCAUCUAGAUCCACGAUCUUCUUCUGCGAUAUAGAGUUUAAAGAAUCUCAAUCCAGUUUCCAACAGUUCGGAGUUAACUCUCUCCCUCACAUCCGCCUUGUACCUACAACCGCCGCCAGACUCAAGGACGACUCGAUUCAAAUGGGCGGCGUCGAUCCCUCCAGCGUUGCAGAAUCCAUGGCUCAAUUCGUUGAGUCCAGAACCAAUGCCAUAGUUGGACCGAUUCAUCGCCCACCAGUUCUUUCAAAAAAGCAAAUAGCUUUCUGCAUCGUUGCACUGUUAUUAUGUAUUCCUUUCGCUAUUAAAAAGGUAAUUGCUGGUGAAACCCUUCUCCACGACAGGAAAAUUUGGCUAGUAGGCGCGAUUUUUGUGUAUUUUGUCAGUGUUUCUGGGGGUAUGUACAAUAUCAUUCGAAAAAUGCCGAUGUUUAUGGCGGACAGAAACGACCCUUCGAAAUUGAUUUUCUUUUACCAGGGAUCCGACAUGCAACUUGGAGCAGAGGGAUUUACAGUUGGGUUUCUGUACACGAUCGUGGGUUUGUUGCUUGCGGUUGUGAUUCAUCUGCUAGUAAAAGUGAAGAAUGUAAACCUGCAACGUGGGGUGAUGUUCUUCGCCAUUAUUGUUUCUUUCUUGGCAGUGAAGAAGGUUAUUGAGUUGGAUGGUUGGAAGACAGGAUAUGCAAUUCACAUGUAUUGGCCUUCUGGUUGGUUGUGAGAUUAACCAUAGAGUAAGUUCUUUAUAUUUUGAUCUUCAAUUGAACCCAAAUGAUGAUAGAACUCUACUUGCUUUAUUGAUUAAUGAUAAUGGACUUACAUAUC
Molecule: messenger RNA, 1214 nt
Organism: Impatiens glandulifera
Lineage: Eukaryota; Viridiplantae; Streptophyta; Magnoliopsida; Ericales; Balsaminaceae
Product: probable dolichyl-diphosphooligosaccharide--protein glycosyltransferase subunit 3B
Exons: 1
Coding region: 61-1110 (349 amino acids)
Cellular component (GO): oligosaccharyltransferase complex
Source: RefSeq, a predicted model, not a curated record